Molecule: messenger RNA, 4330 nt
Organism: Anarrhichthys ocellatus (wolf-eel)
Lineage: Eukaryota; Metazoa; Chordata; Actinopteri; Perciformes; Anarhichadidae
Gene: arhgap22b
Product: Rho GTPase activating protein 22b
Exons: 10
Coding region: 92-2335 (747 amino acids)
Biological process (GO): activation of GTPase activity; signal transduction
Cellular component (GO): focal adhesion
Molecular function (GO): GTPase activator activity
Source: RefSeq, a predicted model, not a curated record
AAGGCAAAGGCACAGAGAGGCAGAGGGAGAGACAGGGGUGGGGUGCUUGGAUGUACACGAACAUGCCGAGAGGAGAGCGCGUGGACGAGCGAUGACAGCCAUGCUGAGCCCAAAGAUCAGACAGACCAGGAGAGCCAGGUCCAAGAGCAUGGUGAUGGGCGAGGUGUCCCGGGGCCCGUGCCGGCCGGCCUCCCCCAGCCUCCAGGAAGGAGCACUGAAAGCUGGCUGGCUGAAGAAGCAGCGCAGCAUCAUGAAGAACUGGCAGCUACGCUGGUUUGUGCUGCGCUCGGAUCAGCUCUUCUUCUACAAAGACGAGGAUGAAACCAAACCACAGGGCUGUAUACCUCUGCAGGGAUGCCAGGUCAACGAACUCACAGCUAAUCUGGACGAACCAGGAAGACACCUUUUUGAGAUUGUACCAGGUGGAACAGGAGAGAAGGACCGGGCACCGAUCAGCCAUGAGUCCUUCCUGCUGAUGGCAAAUUCCCAGACGGACAUGGAUGACUGGGUCAAGGCCAUACGGCGGGUCAUCUGGGCGCCUUUCGGAGGAGGGAUAUUCGGUCAGCGUUUGGAGGACACCGUGCAGUAUGAGAAGAAGUUUGGCCCCCGGCUGGCCCCCUUGCUGGUGGAGCAGUGCGUGGACUUCAUCAGGGAGAGGGGUUUGGAUGAGGAGGGCCUCUUUCGGAUGCCGGGACAGGCCAACCUGGUGAAAGAGCUGCAGGAGGCCUUCGACUGCGGCGACAAGCCUCUGUUCGACAGUAAUACAGACGUCCACACGGUGGCAUCCUUGCUGAAGUUGUACCUGCGAGAGCUGCCUGAACCAGUCAUUCCCUUCUCCAAAUAUGAAGACUUCCUGAGCUGUGCACAGCUUUUGGCCAAAGAUGAGGAGGAGGGGGUCCAGGAGCUGGAGAAGCAGGUCAACACUCUACCUCUCCCCAACUACAAUCUCCUCACGUACAUAUGCAAAUUCCUCGAUGAGGUCCAGUCCCACUGCAUUGAGAACAAAAUGAGCGUCCAGAACCUCGCCACAGUAUUUGGACCAAAUAUCCUCCGACCCAAGAUGGAGGACCCGGUCACCAUCAUGGAAGGCACCUCCCUGGUCCAGCACCUGAUGACAAUCCUUAUUAGGGAACACAACCGUUUGUACUCAGGGAGGGACCAGGAGGGAUCCGCCGUUCCCCAAUCAGAGCUCCCUGUCCAGGGGCAUCAGCUCCAGCAUCGCAGCCUGGGAGCCUGGAUCUCGGAGGAAGACCUCCAGAGCUGCCCGGUGUCCAACCCCGACCAAGAGCUGCACAGCAGUGCCUCAUCUCUGGAUGCCAAACUGUGUGCAGCCCUCACUCCCACCCAGACCCCGAACCUGAACCCUGGACCAAAGCUGGGGUCUCCAUCGGGGAAAGGAGAGACUGUGGUCAGCCCGAGCAAACAAGCCAAGACCAUACCCUCCUGGAAAUACUCUUUCAAAAGCUCCUCGGGCAAGCCAAGCAGCAGCAGCAGCGGCGGCGGCGGCGGCAGCUCUGUGGCAGAUGUUGCUAGUGUAUCUUCUGGUGGGGGAGGAGGUGGAGGUAACUGGCUCAUGAACGGCCUGUCCUCUUUGAGGGGACACCGCCGCACGUCGUCAGGCGAGCGGUCCGCCCGUGACCGCGACUCCACGGGCUCCUCACAGAGACUGUCCACCUACGACAACGUCACCUCCUCCUCGAGCAUGGGGAGCGUCCCAAGCGUCGCCAGCACACCGUGGUCCACUUCCUCCUGCGAGAUCUCCGUCCCCGACUCGGGGAGCGAGCCCUCGGCCAACCAGAACUGCGGAGCAGGGGGCGAAAGCGGGGGGAAAGGGGAGUGGAUGGAGAGCCAGAGGGAGGUUGACAGGGGACGGGACGGAGGGGCCACGACAGACCCGAGCUCUGAGCAGGACAGCUGCGAGGCCAUGGAGCUGUGCAGCAGCAGCGCGGCCUGCAGCGAGAAUGGAAACGCGGCGGUGGCAGCGGCGGCCGGGGUGCCGUCCAUUGUCACGUCGGAGGACGGAGACGGGACAGUAACACUGAGCAGCCUGGUGGAGGGACUGAAGGACGAGUUGAGGAAGCAGAAGACUACAUACGAGACCAGGAUCCAAAAGCUGGAGGAGUCCAGCGCUGCUCUGUGUGCGCAGAUGGAGCACUUGGAACAAGAGAUGGAGCAGGAAAGGAAGAAGCAACGCAUGCUGGAGAUCAAACUACGGAACUCGGAGCGGGCGCGGGAGGAUGCGGAAAACCGCAACCGGCUCCUGGAGAAGGAGAUGGAGGAUUUCUUCUCCACACUGGGAGAUCUGGCCCUGGGCGCGAGGACUAGUGAUAUUUGAUGCGCCAUCCGUUUGUGGCUAAAACUGUCAGGGUUUGUAUUUUAGGGAGGAGGGGGGUGGUGUCUUUCAAGGGCUCACUUCCUCCUCGUUGUAUCAGGGCGUUCCUCUCAAAGAAAAAUUAAAAACAAGAAAACAAAAGGAACCCCGCCAAAUUUGUGUACAUUCAGGACAAACUCAAAGGGAACUCGUAGAUGACGAAGAUGAGGGCUCAAAUAUCAAAUUGCAAUGAACUGCGUGGUCCUUGUCAGAAUCAUCUUCAUUGAGCACCCGGGUGGUUUUUUUUGAGUUUCUCACGCAUGCUUGAAAUGGACCGUGAAGAGAAGACGACGGCUCUUGUGGUUACGCUCCUUGGUGUGUCCAGGGUUUGUCUUGUGAAGGCUUCAGGUUCCUGUAUGCGACCGGUAAAUUCGGAAAAUUCUCUAGACCGGAGAGCACUGACUUCUGCACAAGGACACUACAUGAGUGUAUGUCCCACUGUAUGACUCACGAGAGAAGGUGUUAAUGCAGACAGCGGACUGAAAUUGACCUUUUGAGGACCAGUGCUACAUUUUGGGAAAUAGACAUGAUUUCUUGACGAGAGUUAGGUGAAAAGUUUGAUACCACUCUCAUGUCUGUAGGAUCUGUAUGAAGCUACAGCCAGCAGCCAAGUAGCCUAGCAAAAUAAAAAUAAAAUUCUGCUGACUAAUAUUUGUAAAGCUAACUAAUUAACAUGUUGUAUCUUGUCUGUUUAAGUACAUAGCUUUAUAUUUAGCAGAUUUUUUGUUUUACUUUUGGAUUUAUUUAUUUUAAUUUGGUAGUGACUGUUGAAAACCAGUGUAGUACAGAUAUUUGUCGGGACGCGGGACACCCUGCUUGAAACCGGGACAUCUGGUCACCUAUCCAUAUGUAUCCUACAGACAUCAGAGCACUAUCAAACGUCUCAUCCAAGCUAAGAGAGCAAAUGAGUGUAUUUCCCAAAAUGUCAUGCUAUUCCUGUAACCGGAAGGUCAGUUCAGCCAAAUUCAGAAAAACAACAUUUUCUCACUAGCCUGUAGGGGCUGCUAGCUCAUGCAAAUUGCUUUGUUUGUUGGCCAGGUGUUGAAGUUGCAAAGGAGUUUUGUGAAGUACCCAGACCAACAGGUUUACUUUUUCUGGAAGGACAAUGUUGCUGAAAUGGAAUGAACUGUAGUUUGUAACACUGCGAGCACCAGUAACGGCAUUUAAAUCCCCUGCAUUUGUUGUUUUUAGGUUUUUCUCAGCUAUCUCAAAACCCGUGUAUAUAAAACCCCUUUCUUUGUAAUCUGAGUGAACUGACCGGUACACUGUACAGUGGUAGCUUAGGCAGAAGUUCCUCCACUUGCAUAUAUCCCUCCUGUAUGCGUGCUGCAGAAGUUUUCUUUUUUCCUGGAUGUUUUACUGUAGAAUCAAAUGUGUAUAUCGUAACACAAAAGCAGGUUUAGAAAAGCUAGAGUUUCCAAACCAUUCCUUUGAUAGGCGGAACCUCUGCGACAGCUGCCUCUGUACCUCCUGUCUCCUCAGGCCCUUCCAGUGCCUCUACACCUCGUCACCAUCUGCAUGGUCUCCACGUCCAUUCGAUGGCAAAGCCUCGGUCUUCGGUUCGGUCCGAUCCACACAGAUGUCAAUGUACCUUUUUAUUAAUGUACAGAUACUACAACAGGGACAACGAUUAUUCAAGCAUUUGUGCAUGUUGCCUGGGACACAGGACACGUGGCUCAGUAGGUGAAGGCCAUUUACAGUACACAGUAAAUACCAAAGCUGGACCGCCUCAGCUGUUCGCUCACUAACGAUCGGAAUGGCCCGGCCCCGACGCCAUGUUGAUUUUGGCACAUGAAGCUGAGCACUGCCCUCAAAGAAACAAUGGAGUUUCCUGGUUGUGCCUUCAGGGAAGUGUUUUCAAAAAAAAGGAAAAAUGUAUGUGUUGCUUGCUUGUCCAGAGAUGUAGUGAAUAUAAUCACCCAUAGUGCACACAGUAGCUGCAUUGUCCCCCCCCCCCCC